Striga asiatica is the source of this 300-nucleotide messenger RNA. The record is from the annotation of a GenBank genome assembly. Lineage: Eukaryota; Viridiplantae; Streptophyta; Magnoliopsida; Lamiales; Orobanchaceae.
AUGGCUCAUGUGCAAGACCACCUUAGCAAGCUCGGUCAGCAACCACCUGCCACUUUUCUCGGCAGCCACAGCGCUCAUCUCCUCCAGCCGCCGGGUGGCCCUAAGCCCAACAACCUCCCCCACAAUUCGGGCAGCUCUCCCCACACGACUCCCCCUUCAAGAAGCCCGAAAGUCCCUCCAUUUAAACACCCCAACGUUCAGCUGCCACUUUGUGAUUUUUGUAGGCGUUUAAAUGGUAAACAAUGGAAAAAAUUCAACAGUGAAAAGGUUGCUUCCUUGGCAUAUGCGAGAAUCGAAUGA